AUGGAGCUGCGCGUCGGAGGCAAGUUCUGUCUGGGCCGCAAGAUCGGCUCGGGGUCAUUCGGAGAUAUCUACAUCGGCACCAAUGUGACGACCGGUGAGGAGGUUGCCAUCAAGCUUGAGUCGAUCAAGUCUACUAUGCACCCGCAGUUGCUCUUCGAGUCGAAGUUGUAUAAGAACCUCGCGGGCGGCGUCGGCGUCCCGAACGUGCAUUGGUGCGGCAAGGAGGGCGACUACAACCAAAAAGGCAAGAACUUGACAGGCACUGCCAGGUACGCGAGCGUGAACACGCACCUCGGCAUCGAGCAGAGCAGGCGUGACGACCUGGAGGCGGCCAUCUCCAAGAAGGAGAAGUACGAGAAGAUCAUGGAUAAGAAGAUGUCUACACCGAUCGAGGUCUUGUGCAAACACUUUCCCGCCGAGUUCGUGACGUACCUCAACUACUGCCGCAGCCUGCGCUUCGAGGACCGCCCCGACUACGCCUACCUGCGCCGCCUUCUCAAAGACCUGUUCUUCCGCGAGGGCUAUCAGUACGAUUUC
Prorocentrum cordatum is the source of this 537-nucleotide messenger RNA. Lineage: Eukaryota; Dinophyceae; Prorocentrales; Prorocentraceae. The record is from the annotation of a GenBank genome assembly.